AUGGCUUCCUACGGCCUGCUGGGCCAACCAGAAGAAGGCUCAUGCGCUCCACAAGUCACGCCUCCUCAACGUCGAAGAAAAGCCCUUCAAGCGAAUCUCCAAGCGCCUACUGAAUCCCGAAUCUUUCAUCAUCUCACCCUCGCAGACCCUCACUCCACCCCGGAAGACGCUGAUCCCGAUGCGACCGCGGCAGCCGAAGCCCAAAGGCAAAAACGCCUCGAAAAAUGGCGCCAAUUCCGCGAUGAUGUGACCCUCGACUUCGCCGCUUUUGAAGGAAGCAUCGCCCGCAUCCAAUUCCUCCUCACCAGUAACGAACAAGAGCGCGAACGCUACGCGACUGAGAAGAUCCGCAUUCUGGAGACGAUGCACUCUGUUCGGGAGAACACCAAUGAAUUGCGCAUACAGCUCGAGGAGGCCCAGAGGGUUCUCGCUAUGCGGAAGAGCUAUGAUGAGCUUGCGGAGAAGAUUACCAGUAAUCGUCUGCUGAAGCCGCGGGAGGAUCAAGAAGCGAAUCUGCAGAAGCUGCAAAUCGAGAUUGCCGAUUUGGAGAAGGAGAGCAAGGAUUAUGCAGAGACUUGGACGGAGCGACGCGAGCAGUUCGGUCGUAUUGUAGAGGAGGGUAUGCAGCUGCGCCGAUUGAUUCGCGAUGAGAAGGAGGAGGUUGAGCGACGGGAGGGUAUGCAGGAAGAUCAGGACGGGGAUGAUGGCGACGUUGGCUCCAAGAGCAAGACUAGUGGACCUAACAGUCCACGUCCUGAGGAUAGUGCGACGCCCUCCGGACAGAACCAGGAUGAAAGCCGGUUAGGUGUUGAGAAGCCGGCUAGCAAUGUUCGGGGAGUCUCGCCAUUGCGGCAGGUGACUACAGCUGAGGUUAUAUCACCUGCGGAGGAUACCAACAUGGUGGAUGAGGGUGAAGUAGAGGAGGGAGAGGAGUCGGAGCUAGAGGAAGGCGAGGAGCUCCCGGACGACCGCGAGAAGAUGGAUAUCUCAUGA
Molecule: messenger RNA, 993 nt
Organism: Penicillium maclennaniae
Lineage: Eukaryota; Fungi; Ascomycota; Eurotiomycetes; Eurotiales; Aspergillaceae
Exons: 2
Coding region: 1-993 (330 amino acids)
Biological process (GO): mRNA processing
Cellular component (GO): THO complex part of transcription export complex
Source: RefSeq, a predicted model, not a curated record